Molecule: messenger RNA, 1752 nt
Organism: Magnusiomyces paraingens
Lineage: Eukaryota; Fungi; Ascomycota; Dipodascomycetes; Dipodascales; Dipodascaceae
Exons: 1
Coding region: 1-1752 (583 amino acids)
Biological process (GO): regulation of DNA double-strand break processing
Cellular component (GO): site of double-strand break; nucleus
Molecular function (GO): protein binding
Source: RefSeq, a predicted model, not a curated record
AUGGAUUUGAAAAAGGAAGAUAAAAUAGUAUCAAAUUUAGGCAUUCCUUCUUCUUUUGGGAAGACAUACAGUGAAGAUGAAAAAGAUGCUACUAUAAGACUUAAACAUGCAACAAGAGAACAAUAUAAAUUGAUAAAAACAAAACAGCAAAAAAAAACUGAGUUGUUAAAGAAUAUAAAAGAAAGUCAAAGUGAUAAUUCUGAUGAUGAUGACGAAUUUGAUGAUGACGAGUUUAAUAUUGAUAGCAUCCCUGUGUCUCAUGAGCUCAUUCUUUCUGGAGAACAUAAAAAGUUAGUUUCUUCAAUAUCUUUGGAUCCAUCUGGGGCGCGGUUGCUUACAGCAUCGUAUGAUUCAACAUUUAAACUAUGGGAUUUCAAUACCAUGGAUAUAAAUAGCCAUCAUCCAUUUCGGUCUGUCGAACCUUUGGAAACUUAUCAGCUUCAUAGUGCUUUGUUUUCUCCCAACGGAAAGCAAAUAUUAGCGAUUCCUCGCUAUACCAAACCCAAAUUAUAUGAUAGAGAUGGUAUUGAAAUUGCAGAGUUUUCCUCAGGAGAUAUGUAUCUUGUAGAUAUGAAAAAUACCAAAGGUCAUACCGCAGAAAUAACUUCUGGAGCUUGGAAUCCAAUGUCAGGUGAUUUGUUUGCCACAUCUUCUAACGACUCCACAGUAAGAGUAUGGGACGUUAAUAACACUCGAAGUCAAAGAGAUGUUAUUGUGGUUCGAUCAAAAGGAAGUCGUGGAAAUAAAGUCCGCGUUGCCUGUGUGACUUGGUUCAAAAAUGAUUUAACUAUACCACCUAUUAUUGCAGGGACUGAUGAUGGUUCGAUCGGAUUAUGGGAUACAAGAAAUGAAAGCACUAGACCAUCUCAUUUUAUAGAAAGUGCGCAUUCAGCCUCUGUAACAGCAAUUGUUCAACGACCUCUAAGUCAAACCUUUGCUACUAGAGGUUUUGAUGGUGUUAUUAAUUUAUGGGAUUCGCGUCAAUUAAAAUCUCCAGUCCUUUCAAGAAGUGGUGUUAAAACAGCUUCUGAAGAUGGUAAUGACAUUAUUUUCGACCCUAGACCGUCAACUCUAGGACAAUAUUUAUUAGUUGGCAGCUUCGAAGGAAAAGUUCAUGUACUUGAUACAUCGGAUUUGAGUACGUUAAUGGUGAUAGAAGAUUUGGUAUCAUCAUCUGAUCAUAAAUCUUUUAUUAGUAGCAUUUCAUGGCAUCAAGGGCUAAACCAAAUUAUUACAGGUAGCUCGAAUGGUCAAAUUAACGUUCUUUUUUCACCAAGUACAUCACAUAAAGGUGCUCUCACAUCAAUAGAAAAAGUGCCAAGACGAAAAUAUGUUGACGAUGGAAACUUAGGGACAGUUAAUAUAUCAGCUGCUGGACUGGAGGCAGAUAUAACACAAGCUCGUGAAAAGCAAGAAGAACGUUUAAGAAUUAACAAAACUCGUGAACAUGAGGAUUUAUCUAAUCCAUUUAAAUCAAAAGGAAACUAUCGUUCUAAUAGAAGUGAUUCAGUUUCCUUUGAUAAAACUCAAAACAAGGGCACAGUAUGGAACAUUCCAAACCAAUCCUAUGUCAGAGAGAACGUUCAUUUAAGUGAAUUGAUUCAUGAAGACCCUAGAGAAGCUCUAUUAAAAUACGCUGAAAAAGCUGAAAAAACACCUGUAUUUUUCAAAGAAUCGGAUUACAGUAAAAGGCCUUUAGCUGAAACAGAAUCAGAAGACAAAAUUAAAGUAAAGAAACGGAAAAAUAAAUAG